CUUAAUUGAAGCUGCCGCAAUAUAUAAGCCGGGACGGAAUAAUAUAUUAUUAUAUUUGAAAAUAUUUUCCACUACAAGUUGCAGUAACCAGAGCAGCCCAGCCCUACAGGGAGUACCCGUUCACGAGUAUGACGGAUGAGCCAGCCAUCACUGUACUCAACCAUAACCUGACCUACCACGCCGCCACUUGUGUGCACAUUAUACUAAACAAGAUGGACGCCAAGAUGAACGCCACGCUACCAUCGGAGGAAAUAUUAAGGGAGAAUUUAAAAAACACUAAAAAGAGAAAAGCAACGUACUCGGAACCAAAAUGCAAGAUUUGUAAAAAGAUAUUCAAAGAAAGGGGUUCGCUGACAAAACACAUGCAACUGCACAACAAGAGCGACCCGUACACGUGCGACCUGUGCAAAUACACGUGCAAGACGCGGCAGUACCUCGCGAGGCACAUGCGGCGGGCGCACGGGGACCCCAGCGCGUGCAAGUGUGAUGUGUGCGGCAAGAUGUUCCACUUCCAGUCCAAUCUGGCGUCGCAUAUGAGGGUCCACACUGGUGAGAAGCCGUACAAAUGUGGUGAAUGUGGCAAGACGUUUAGCGCCAAAUACACACUGGACACUCACAAGUUGAUACACACAAACGAGAAGCCGUACAAAUGUUCGUUCUGCGAGUACGCGUGCCGGGACACGUCCACACUACGCCGCCACCACGAGCGGCACAUGGGAGUGCUGAAGGUGUACACGUGCAGCUACUGUUCCAAGCAAUACAACACGAAAGCCCGGCUGAAAGAGCACGUGGCUGAGAAACACUUCAACGUGGACCUCAGGAAGUUCCCUUGCAACGUCUGCGGGAAGAUGUUCAAGCUGAGGCCGAAUCUGAGGACGCAUAUACGUGCCGUACACGAGAAGUCGACGGUGUGUAAAUGUGACAUUUGUGGUAAGCAGUUGACGAACAAGAACAAUAUGGCGGCGCACAUGGUCAGUCACAGCGACGACAGACCGUACAAGUGCACCUUCAACGGCUGCCGGAAGCAGUUCAAGGACAAAUGGGCGUUGAAAAGGCACUCCGUGACCCACACGCCGGAGAAGCAGCUGCCGUGCGCGGUCUGCGGGAAGCUGUUCACGAGGCGGACGCGGCUGAACGCGCACGUACGGCAGCACGCGACCAAGAAGAGCUACGUGUGCGACUACUGCGGCAUUUGUAUUUUCAGCAAAAUGGUCCUUGGCAAGCAUAUACACAAACAUAUGUACGGCCCGCCCGGCCAGCGCUGCGCCCGCACACACAAGCAAAAAUAUCCAAAGCGGCGCUUGAGAAGGCGAGGAGGAAUCGCGCAGAGUCAGGACUCAAAGUCGCAAACGGCUCCAUUGGUGCACAUCAAGGAGGAGCCUGAAGAGCAGGACGAGCUGGUGCCGGACGCGGAGAUAGACCUGCUGGAGAUAGAGAAACACGAGGUGUUCGCUGAAUUAAACCUCAACAAUGAGCUGGAACCAGAUGACAGUAUGAACUACUCAAACGCCGUACUCUCCGAGGAUAUAGCACGGAGCAUGACGGAGAAGAAGCAGGCGGAGGAUCCCGAACGCGUCAUAGACACGCUUUUCAUAGACAACUGCGAUCACAAACAACUCAAAGGUAAAAUAAAAGCUGACAGAAUUGAAAUUGACGAGAAUUGUGUAAGAAGGGUACUUAAUGUGAAGAAACCAGAAGACGUUGAUGAAAAGAGGAAUGAUUUUAACAGAGGAACCAAAGAGAGAACAGGUACAAGAGAGAAAUCACAAGUGUAUAAAAAUACACAUAACUCCGAUAAUGAUGACACCGUCCAUAACGACGACACGAGUGAAAGAGACGACCAUAUCAUAGAAAGAGACAACACUCCUACUGAAAGUGGCUACGGUACAACAGAAAGGGACAGCAAUACUAGUGGAAAAGACCUCAAUUUCAAAGAAACAGAUGAAGAUACAAUAAAUAGAGACGACAAUAUUGCAGAAAGGGUCAACAAUAUCAUUGAAGACAAUAAUAGGCUAGAAAUUGAGGGCAGUGCCAGAGAAAGAGAAGAAGAUAACGCAGACAGAGACGGCAAUACUACAGAUAGCGAUACAGAAGUAGAUGUGUCUACUAGUAUGUGUGAGAAGGACGACAAUAUGGAGUCGACCAGGCGAGGGAACGCAAAGUUGAAGUUGAACACGCACCAGUGCUAUAUCUGUUUCAAGUUGUUCGCAACGAAGCAGAUGUUACUGGACCAUUGCAAAGUACAUUUCGACGUGUGCACUGAAACGACGCUCAAGAAAUGUCCCCUGUGCGACUUUGUCACGAAAUUCGACAUCAGGCGGCACCUGAAGAAGAUACACGGCGUCACCAUAGACAAGCUACCGUUCGCCCACAUCAACGACAAGGUGGUCAACGACAAUAAAUCUAGAUACUAUUACACACUGAACAACGCGGUUGUCAAAGAAAUGGAGAUAAUUCCGAGCGUGAAAAUUCUCAAUAAGAAAGCCAGCGAAGAGAUCGAUAAGAGAAAUAGAAAAAGCAAAGACAAAUCUGUGACGAAAACGAAAUUAGUGAAGAAGGGAAACGAGUGGGUCGUACAGAAAGAGAAGAUUGAUGUAAACGAAUUCAUGCUGCCCAAUUUCAGCGAAGAAGAGAUUAAAAGACUUAACAUAGAAGGUGACAAUCACUGUGAGAGAUUACGAACCAUGUACCAUUUCGCUAAAAAGAACGAUAUAAAGAUGCUGUUCCCGUGUGAUCGGUGCGAGAAAAUAUGCAGGACACUGAGCGCGCUGAAGUUGCACAACAGGAAACACGAGAAGGACCCCAAGCCGUUCAAGCGUAAAGUGUGGAAACACAGGCUGUUAGAGGGCGGUGCGAAGUCUGCAAAAGCCAAUUUGAGCGAGACACCGGUCGGAACCGAGAAGCCGGUUAGUAACAACCGGUUCGCAGACCCGAAACCGGUGAAAAACAAACACAAAUGCGACCCGAAACUCAUAGAUUUCUACAAGAAUAACAUCAAAGGGGGAGACAUUGAGUUCUGGCAGUUUUUGAAGAUUUACAACAAAAUGUGUAGGGAGAAUAUUGAAGAUUUUGAUGAGUUGGAAACGAGAACUGACUACGGGUUGCAACCGACGGGAAUCGAGCCAGGAAUCGAUGAGUGUACUAAGGAAAGAACUGCGGAGAAUGUCGAUAGUAAUAUUAAGCGAAAAACUAUUGCAGCAGAAAAUAAAAUGAUCAGAAGAGAGAAGAGAGUGAUUAGGAGAAUUGCAAUGAGCAAGCAUGAAUAUCUCAGGAGGUUGGCUAUUAAAAAACAACUCAGGGAGAAAAAUAGGCUAUGGCAGAAAUGAAUACUUGGACAUGUCCGCUGACCCGGAUCUAAAGCCUACUCUAUAGUAGUUGUUUUUAUACAUUUUAACCAUAUUGCUAGAUAUUUAGUAAAAUUCCGUCUCUAGUAUGCGGUGGCGAAAUCUCACAGCUGCCAACAUGACGAGUGCUGGUCUAGAACGGAACAUCCAUGGACGAGUUGGUUUAACCACCAAUAUUUCUCACCAGAGGGAGACUUUGUACAAGUCGUCUGCAUGGAUACUUCUGUCCCAACCGUGUUCCCGCCGUGAAGCAGCUGCGCUCGUAUGGCUGUGUUUCGGCUCGAAGUAUGGGAUAUGGCAGAGAGAUCACAGGACACGGAGGCAUAACACCAUAGUCCUCGAGGGGGGAAGGGAUUGCUAGUAAUGCGGACUAUCAGCCCCAUUGCUAGCAAUAUACCCGAACAGGUCGACCUCCACGCGGUUCCCCCUGGAAACCAUCGUGAUCAAUCAUUGUUCAAUUGGUCACGAUGGGCCAACUGGCCUGUGCCCAUGGCGCCCCGCCGGCGUACACCGCUAGCGGAGGCGAGGCUGCCAUGGACACCACCACGCCAUUGUUCGUGGUGGAUUAAAAUAAAACUCUUAAUAGUUUAGUUAAGAACCUUUUUUUUUUGUUUAUUGCUGAUUUGUAAAUAUCGCUCGUGGUGUUGGUGGUGGAGCGUCGCUGUGUCGAGUACUAUUUUGUAGCAUGCUGUCUCGAAAUCGUACCUGCCGACCGGUUCCUUUACCACCUCACCAAUGUGUACUUCUAGUAAGAUCGUUUUUUCUACAUACAAUAUUCAUUAUAUUUAGUUUGCCUCAAGCAUACAGCAUGUGUCCAAUAUAACAUGUGUCUAGUUAGAGUAGUGUAAGCAUUUCAUUUAAUAUAGGUUUUUUUUUCUAUUACUCGCCAUUGGCGUAAUGUAGCGUAAACAUUAUAACUAGACUCGAGUACGUUCCCCACUCGGCUGCGGUGUUCGGGGGCUGAUUGGGUGCUCUCCAACGAAGCGGCCGAGUGGAUGGUGUGUCGAGGGACGUCCGCCAUUACAAAGUUUUAUUUCUCGUUUCAUUAAUUCUUUAGCGUAAGGUAUUGGAAACAUAACAUAUAUAUACAACUAAACAUGUGAGUAGUUUAAGCAUUUCAUUUAAUUCAUAUAGUUUUUUUUUUUCUUUUAUAUAUAAUGUAUUUAGCGUAAGGAAGUGUGACGCCUAAUUCGUGCAGCUUCCGCCUUGUCCCCGGAGGCUGCUGCUAAUUGUCUGGACAAACAGACGGUCACUGUUUAGUAUACAGUUUUCUUAUUAUAAUUAGGUUAUUAAACGCGAGCAGUGAAAUGGUUAAUACACUGUAAUAUUAGCUUUUAUAUACAACUUUCUAAUUCUUGUCAGAAUAAACAUUUGAUAGUCUAAGCAUUUGUUAGUUUAAGCGUUUGUUAGUUUAAGCAUUGGUUAGUUUAAGCAUUGGUUAGUUUAAGCAUUGGUUAGUUUAAGCAUUGGUUAGUUUAAGCAUUGGUUAGUGUAAGCGUAUGUUUCCAGACCGUCGUUAUUCUGUAGAAGCUGAGAGAGUUUCUCGGCGCAUGCUUCCAACGCAGGUGGCAACGAUAGGCUACUAUGUAGUUGGGGUCAUCUUUGUGGCUUUGGCAGGUUCCGGCCAGCAAGGGUGUACAGGCACCUCCUGUGGCGGGCGUACGCUGACAAACUUUCAGCUUACUGGGUAACGGAAGUCUAUUAAUUUUAAGUAACUUUCAUUAGUAAUUCCUGUUCUUUCAAUUCUCUAAAUAAAUAGUUUUCAUUUCUA
Molecule: messenger RNA, 5115 nt
Organism: Galleria mellonella (greater wax moth)
Lineage: Eukaryota; Metazoa; Arthropoda; Insecta; Lepidoptera; Pyralidae
Exons: 16
Coding region: 129-3326 (1065 amino acids)
Biological process (GO): regulation of DNA-templated transcription
Cellular component (GO): nucleus
Molecular function (GO): RNA polymerase II cis-regulatory region sequence-specific DNA binding; DNA-binding transcription factor activity, RNA polymerase II-specific
Source: RefSeq, a predicted model, not a curated record